Amphiprion ocellaris (clown anemonefish) is the source of this 8318-nucleotide messenger RNA. RefSeq names its product RAR-related orphan receptor A, paralog a (gene roraa). Bases 168 to 1727 code for a protein of 519 amino acids. Gene Ontology annotation, biological process: regulation of transcription by RNA polymerase II. Lineage: Eukaryota; Metazoa; Chordata; Actinopteri; Pomacentridae. Gene Ontology annotation, cellular component: nucleus. The transcript has 11 exons. Gene Ontology annotation, molecular function: zinc ion binding; nuclear receptor activity; RNA polymerase II cis-regulatory region sequence-specific DNA binding. The record is from RefSeq and is a predicted model, not a curated record.
UGCUAGUGGACAAUCAAACCUACACACCCACCUCCAGACACACUCGCAUUUCUCAUUUCUUACUUCUAGUCUAAAUUAGAUAGCAAGACGUAGUGUCGGAGCUCACAGAUCGCACAGAAUUAGUUUAAAGUACUAGCGGUAGUUAAGCAGCAAAUCUGAAAUUCAACAUGGAGUCCCCUCCAGAUCCAGCGAGCGACCCGGGCAACAGCGCCUCGGAGCCGGCUACCCCGGUCAGGGAAACCCCGGUAAACCUGGAGACGCUCCGGAAAGCGGACCAUCCAGCCCCGGUUCGAAGGCAGACCUGUUCCAGCACCAACAGAGGUAUCUCAGUAACAAAGAAGACACAUACUUCUCAAAUCGAAAUAAUUCCCUGCAAGAUCUGUGGAGACAAAUCAUCAGGCAUACAUUACGGCGUGAUAACAUGUGAAGGCUGUAAGGGCUUCUUCAGGAGGAGUCAGCAGAGCAAUGCAGCUUACUCUUGCCCCCGUCAGAAGAACUGCUUGAUCGACCGCACCAGCCGCAACCGCUGCCAGCACUGCCGGCUGCAGAAGUGCCUGGCAGUGGGCAUGUCACGAGAUGCAGUGAAGUUCGGCCGCAUGUCGAAGAAGCAGCGAGACAGCCUGUACGCUGAGGUCCAGAAGCAUCGGCUGCAGCAGCAGCAACGUGACCACCAACAGCAGCCUGGAGAGGCGGAGCCGCUCACACCUAGCUAUGGCCUCUCAGCCAAUGGCCUCACAGAGCUCCAUGAUGACCUCAGCGGCUACAUGGAUGGUCAUACCCCUGAUGGCAGCAAACCAGACUCGGCCGUCAGCAGCUUCUACCUGGACAUCCAACCAUCUCCUGACCAGUCAGGCCUGGACAUCAACGGCAUCAAGCCGGAGCCCAUCUGCGACUUUGCCCCGGGCUCUGGCUUCUUCCCUUACUGCUCCUUCACCAACGGAGAAACCUCCCCCACCGUGUCCAUGGCUGAACUAGAGCACCUGGCCCAGAACAUCUCUAAGUCACACAUGGAGACAUGUCAGUACCUGCGAGAGGAGUUGCAGCAGAUGACCUGGCAGGCUUUCCUGCAAGAAGAGGUGGAGAGCUACCAGAGCAAGCCCCGGGAAGUCAUGUGGCAGCUGUGUGCUAUCAAAAUAACAGAGGCCAUUCAGUAUGUGGUGGAGUUUGCCAAGCGCAUCGACGGCUUCAUGGAGCUGUGUCAGAACGAUCAGAUAGUGCUGCUGAAAGCAGGCUCUUUGGAAGUCGUGUUUGUCAGAAUGUGCCGUGCCUUUGACUCGCAAAACAACACAGUCUAUUUUGAUGGAAAAUAUGCCGGACCUGAUGUGUUCAAGUCAUUAGGCUGUGACGACUUGAUCAGCUCCGUCUUCGAGUUUGGGAAAAACUUGUGUUCUAUGCACCUGUCUGAGGAUGAGAUCGCCCUGUUCUCUGCCUUUGUGUUGAUGUCUGCUGACCGGUCUUGGCUCCAGGAGAAGGUGAAGGUGGAGAAGCUUCAGCAGAAGAUCCAACUGGCCCUCCAGCAUGUCCUGCAAAAGAACCACAGAGAGGAUGGUAUACUUACAAAGUUGAUAUGCAAAGUGUCGACACUGCGAGCGCUGUGCAGUAGGCAUACAGAGAAGCUUACAGCUUUCAAAGCAAUAUACCCAGACAUUGUGCGUGCCCACUUCCCCCCCUUAUACAAGGAGCUGUUUGGAUCAGACUUUGAGCAGUCCAUGCCCGUUGACGGGUAGCAGCCCCGCCAGGUGCCAGUGUGCCCACCGUAGGGGAAUGUGGAGGAGGAAUCUGAGACACUUUACUGGUGCCCUGCACAAACCAGAGCGGACAGAUGGCACGCUGUUCAACUUCUUCUUUUACAUUGGAGGGGAGGGCUUAGGGAGUUGAUUGUCAAGGUUUACUAUAUUGAAUUUAGUUCUCUUUGGAAGACAUGUGGGACCCGAGACCCAACGGGACAUGAAGAGGAGAUAGGAACAAAUAAUUUCUGUUUGGUUGAACUUGACCCUCUUAUGCGCUUUUUUUAACAUGGAACUCAUUAUUCCCUUGAUUCGUUUUCACCAGUAUCCUGAUUUCUCUGUGCAUCUGACUUAGAAUCAUAUAAACAAUCAGCGACACAUAAGAAUAUCCCUAAAAUAAAUCAGUAUUAUUUUCCAGAUUACACUCCCACAGCAGUUUCGGUGUUCUCAUUUUAAUACACUGUCACCCUCAAAUUGAAAUAAGUAACUGGUAAAUGCGCACAUUUUGGUCAAGUUCAGCCAUUUUUCUCUUGUUUUCAGUCGUAUCUUCUGGACACAGUGCUUGGAAUGAAAACACACAGCAACUUUGAGGGAGGUUCCAUUGGCAUGGUGAUGCAAUCGGCACCUCUCUAUGGACAAUCGUUUAAAAGAAAAAAAAAGAAACCUAGAAUUCUGGUAAUUCUAAUGAAAACGCAAUGAUUUUAGCUGUCAAAGACUCCAUCCACCAUUGUUGCAUAGUGAAAUCAUGUAAGGCCAUCUGCUAUUAAUCCUUCUCUGGACAGGUGCCCUGGAGAAGCACAGGGCACCAACACAAUGAAAAGGGUCCAUUCCACCUGUUUUAUAAUGUACUACAGGGUAUAUGGUCAUAAGUACUUACUAUACAGAAAAAAGUAAUGUUUAUAGAAUCUAUUUUAAAUAACAUGUAUGAUAUUAGUAGUUAGACCAUUCUUAAUUGUUGAAUUGAUAAGGCACUUUUAUUUACACCUUUCUUUAAUUUAAGACUUGUAUAUUUACCUAGUGAUGUGUUGCAUGUGCACAAGAAAUACAAGUUGAAUCAUGGUCACAGAGGGUAGUCCUGGGAGCUGCAGAUGAUACUGGUCUGGAAGUGUUCGGGAUGUCUGUUAGGAUAGCUGGCGUGGCUGCUUGGCUGGUGAACGAAGAGGCGUGGAUGAGAAGGCAAAUUAAAGACACUCUACCACCUUAUUUCCUCAACAACUGCCAGCAGUGCGACACCUGUCAAAAUGUAGCUCUGAUGCUCCUCUUAGCGAGUAUUCACGCACAAAGUAACAGCAAACAAACCCUGUAGUGAUGUUACUUUGUUUUGAACACACCUGGAUGUCACAGCAUGUGUUUGAAGAUUUUUUAAAACACAAGAAAUCUGAGGUAUACGAUCAUGGAACACUGCAAUACUUUCAUAUCCUUAAUUGUAUUUUUGAAAUAUUUCAUUUUAAUGUGAAAAUCUGCACUUAUUAUUUAAAGGUUUCAAGAGGACAGACAAAAUGAAGCAUCCAGGUCUUACAAAUCAAACACUUAAUAGCCAUGUGGUUGGACUGAAAAACUGCACACAGACUAUAAGCCAAUUGUUCCAUCUAGUGGAAGAUAAAGAUACAACAAGCAAGUCAAUGACGGAGCUCCGGAGUCUAACCUAAAAGCACAUUUAUGAGCCUCUGUCAAAGCGUUUUCAGCCAUUUAAGAGUGACUUUCUCUGCCUUCUCACCGCAGCCUCGGCCCAGCAACGCCGUUAACUGGACACAGAAGAAAACAGCGAAGGGAAAGUGAAUAUUCAAAGCCUUGUCUGGUAGUAAAGCUUCUAUUUUUGUAACUCGUUUUGGUUAAUAAACUCAUGAAAGAGAACGAGGGAGAGAAAAAGAUGUCAGGUAGCACUUAACUAUAUUCCUGCAAUAAUUAGACUAGCUGUUGUUUGUAUGAUUAGGGGAGAAACAUAAAAAUGGUAGGACAAGUGCUAUUUUCAGAAUGCUUUGUUGUUGUGCUUCUGUUUUGUUGAGUGUGUCUUUCUUGUCAGUGUGGUAGUAAAGUGGUAGAAAAAACCCUGGAUGUGCCAAACAGUAGUCGUUGCUUCCGCUUUCCAGUCUACUCGUCUAUAAUGUAGAAUGGAUUCCUAAGACAUUCCAGCGAUCUCAGUAGCGGCUUCUAGAAAUAUCUUUGGGGGAAAAAAAGAGCAAAAAAAUGUUAUCCCUUUAGAAACCCAACAAAGCAUGUUAACACAUCUGUCACCAACUGUAACAUAGAAUCCAGUUGUUUGUCUUUUGUUUUUCUGUUUGCACACUAUCAUUCCUCUGCCGUGCAAUUUGCACAAGGCGUUAAUGCCUUGUGCUGUCACCCCUCAGGGAAGAGUUUCUUUUGUGCUUUCUGUUUGAGAGGACAUUUGUUUUUUUUUAUUCAUUAGGUUUUAGUUUAGUUUUUUUUUUGUUUGUUUGUUUUGUUCAGGGAUGUUCCAUGGGAAGUGGUUGAAAUUAAGAUUUGAAAAUUCAUCACUGAGUUGUUCUGAAUUUUACACAUUACCAACGUCCAUAAGGGGCCUCCAGCCAAGUCAAGUUAAAAAAAAAAAAAAUCUCAUUUGUAAAAAAAAAAAACAACAAAAAAAAAACAAACCCCAUCACUUUUACGAACUGCAGCUUUUCAGUACGCAGCAUAUUUCUGUCACGCGAAAAUCAGUUUUGGUUUCAAAAUGGUGUCAUCAGGGUCUUUACAAAUGAUAACCCUCUUUGUUAGAAAACCAAAUAUUCUUAUGCAAUACUAAAUCUGUUGUGUUUGGGUUGUAGUAGAUAUGCUGUACCUGAGUAAUAAUCUCUGUUAUGAUCCAAUGCUAUUUGGAUAUGCACAAGCCCUCUACGACAAGUAAACCUCAGUCUCAAAGCAAAAGAAACCCAGUCUGGAACACUGCUAGACAAUCCAGGUUGAGAGGCCCAGCGGCCCGGCAAGAGCAACGAAGAGGAUGAGGUGUGAACGCUCAGGGAGGUAACAGGCAGACCGAAGAAGCAGCUCGCUUUCCUCUGGAGUUGCAGAGCAUUUGAUUAGCUCUUUUGUGAAUUUAUGAGAUCUUGAAAAAUCUCUUGAAAGCACUCAAUUGAUGAGAGGAGCUUGGCUGAACUUUUUGGCAUAGCACACUGAACACGUAGAGCAGCACUUACUGUUCAGAAAACAAUGAAGAAAUGGAUAUUUGGCUAAUUUGCUGUUAAUUAUUUGCAAAUUUUGUUUUUGUUUCUUGAAAAUUAUUAUUAUUUGUUUUCUUAGGAUGUUGUAAUAUUACUUGAUGGUCACAUGAGCAAGUCAGUAUUUUGUCAAAUAUGGUCAGCUAAGGUCUACCACCAAAAGGGUUCUUUUCUCAUAAAAGUGAAAAUGUGUUUUCAUUCAAGUCUAAAUAGUCGAGUGGCUUGUCAUGUGUUCUACGAUAUAUAACAAGCAAUAUGCCUUGUGUUACAAUUACGGGUCUCUACAGUGCAGUCAUCGUCCUUUUUGAAUUGACUUUAUUCAUACAACUGACUCCAAUUUACAAUGUUUACUCUCAGUCUAUAACAAAAAGUAAUAAAGCCCCAUCACUCUAUUUUCAUUCUCUUAUGUACUAGUAUGGUUGCAAUAGUGGCAGGAUAGCAGAAAAUGGUCACCAAACACAUGGAAACUUGUGUCUAACUAUAAACUCUGCCUUCACACAGGCCUGAAAAGUGAUGUCCUUCUGUAUUUGACAAAUCCCUGUUUAAGUAAGGGAUCGAUGCUACGUGUGCUAUUCAAUCAGUGUAUAGUAUACAGUAAAAUGUGCUGGUCCUUCUGUCUCUGCUCUGUUGUCUGUUUGUAAAAAGCAAUAGUGUGUGUGCGUGUGCGUGUGUGUAUGUGUUUGUUCUCACAGUGUGUGAAUAAAAUAAACCCCAGACAAGGCUUUAAUAAUUUCAGAGGAACAGGGUUAUGUGGACGAGGAGGUUUUGAUUUUUAUUUUGGACUUUUUAAAAGAAGAAGAAGAAAAAAAGAGGUUUUGGAAAUGCUGAGCUUGAUCCAUCCAUAAUAGGUGUAGGUUUUAAAAGCAUGACAUAAUGCCUUCGACAAUUCAUCGGUCUGCAGGAAACGCUGUGAGGCAACAGCGGCCGGGCUCACAGUGAAAACACGCUUUGUUAUCAGUUCGGCCAGAAUACGGCUGCAGCUUGAGCUGAAAUGAACUGAAAUCGAUUCUGGACUGUAAAUUGUGAAAAUGAGUCUUCUUGACCGUAAAUUGUGAGGAUCAGUGUUAUGUCACGCUUAAAGUUGCCAGUGCGUUGCCCAUAAUUAUGAGUCAGUCAUCACAUUUUUAACAAGAACUCAUUUUCCAAAGCACAGGUGAUAAGAAUUUAUGAUUAAAAUUACAUUUAAGAAUAUAGUUUUAAAAAAAUGAAAAAGCAACUUUUAGCCAUAAUCGAAUGUCAAGCAAUAAUAUAUGUCUGUGUAUUAUUUUUCAUUCUUUUGUGCAUAAUAGUCUUUGAACAUCUGCAUGUAAAUACACCUCUUAUUUAUCACUAUUUGGUUUUUGUUUUAUUUUUGUGUUGAUUUUGUGGACGUUUUUAUGUUUCAUCUGUAUAUUUGACCAGUUCUGUUCCCAGGUGGAGAACUAAGAACUUGACAUGGCCUGUAUGCUGUGUAUCUUAUUUUCUCACUCUCUCCCUCAUUCUCGGCUGUUUAUGCACCAUAUUUAAUAUUAUUAUUGAUCACAUGUAUAAAGGUAGCUUUGUAACUUCUGUCUGUAUAGGUAAGAGGAAAAUACUGCUACUAAGGCCUACCCAGUGAAAAUAUUUAUCUGUUUAUCAAUUACAUCCUAUUGUACGAUAAAAAAAACUGUUUCUACUUUGCUUCCCUUCUUUAGGAUUAGUUUGAUAGAGAUAGGGUGUGCUGACAUUUAUUUUGUGUUGCCCUGAUGUGUGGUGCUAGGUAAGUUAAUUUCGUGAACCAAGUAUUGAUUCCUAAGCCUGGCCGCCCUAUUAGUUCAUUCAUUUCAUUGCAUAUUAAUGUAUUAUUGAUAUUAGGACUCAAUAAAUAAUAAUGAUAAUGAAAAUGAUAGUGGUAAAAUUACCCAGCCGGCACCUGUAUCAGUGUGCUAGUCCUGGGACUAAGGCACUUAUUUCCUUCUGACUUAUAGCAAAGCUAGUAUCUGCUAAUUAACAAGCUAUUUAAGGUUGCUUUUCUGGUUUGUGGAAAAAUUAUAAUAUUCGAACUGAAACAGCAGUAUUGUGUUUUUUCUUUGUCUGAUUGUAAAAAAAAACCACUCACUGAGGCUAUAGUUUGUCAGGUUUUAAGAUACUAACUAUUUACCUCCUGUGUCUGCAUUGUUCUUCACCUGAUGCAGGGAAGUGGUGCUUGGAUUUCAUUACACAGAGCCUCGGUAUGCUUUUGUUAUUCCCCAUUUUAGACUAUCCUGAAGCAGUGGUUUCUUCAGACCAGUGGCAUAAACCUUUUGCACCCACAUGAAGUGUUAAAAAUGUACAUGAAAGGAUUGCCAUUUGAAGACAAAGUUGACCUUUUUCUCUCUACUCUGUAGCAAAUAUCAGUAAGAAUAUGCUUGCAAUAAUACACAACGUAUCACACUGAGUGCCUCUCGGUGUAACAAAAUGCAUACAUGGUUUUGAUUGUCUUUUUUUUGUGGUUUUCCAGACGUGUACUGAAGUGACAAUGUAUUUUGUACAUGAGGAUGAAUUCUCACUCUCACAUGCUUAAAAAAAAUGUUUUUUCAGAUUCUUUCUUCAUAUGUUGUUAAUCAUUUUUCACGUGGGUUGAUGCGCUAUGUUGAAGGGUUUCAAUGUAUAGAUGGUCCGUUUAGAGUGUACAUGUCACCCCUCACCUUGUUUCAUUUGUUUGUUUCAUGUUGAUCUCAAAUGGUCAAUAAAUGCUCGUGGAUAAUAUGAUGGAAGCGUUCACCUGCACAUUUUUCUUUUCCGAUUGAGCGAAAACAAACAGAAAAUCCAGAUUUUGUCAUUUUCUGUUUGUGUUGUUCGACUUUUUUUAUUUCACUGAGAACAGAAAAUUUACUAAUGCAUUGUAUAUUAAGUAUUUGUAUGUGUUUGUAAAACAGGCAUACAACACAUCUGGAUUUCCUUAAUGUUCUGUGUUCAAUGUGCCCUCAGUCUGUUGGGGUAACUUAACAUGAAGGGUGGGUGGAGCAGGGGUGGAUUCUUUUUCCAUGCAAAAAGCAGUGCAAAUUAUGGGAAAGCCGAAACUAGUGUGUGGUUGUCACAAAUUUCUAAGUCACACGUUUGCUACUGAUGUUAAAUGGGGACAGAUGAUCAUGUACCUUUUUAUCCAGCUCUUUUGAACUCUCUUUAGCAGGUAGUCUAUUCACAAACGUAGUUUUGCUCCUUCUUGUCUGAUUCUUAAAUAUGAAAAUAAGUAUUUUGAUUCAUUUUGUAAAUACAGCUGUAAAGAAAAAUAAGAAAUUUAAUGUUGUCUUUUAAAUACUUUUCAUUCUAAUAUGAAUGUUGUUAUAUUGUACUUAGAAACUGUACCUUUAAUAUUACCUUUAUUAAAAGUGCAUUGGACACAUCGAUUUUAGAUGUGCUUUAUGUGCUGUUAUCCCAUAAUAAAAUUUACCGCUUGUAAUGGGCUUUCUUUUCCUGA